This is a messenger RNA of Laccaria bicolor S238N-H82, 684 nucleotides long. RefSeq lists its product as uncharacterized. The transcript is spliced from 6 exons. NCBI's taxonomy places the organism in Eukaryota, Fungi, Basidiomycota, Agaricomycetes, Agaricales, Hydnangiaceae. The record is from RefSeq and is a predicted model, not a curated record. Bases 1 to 684 code for a protein of 227 amino acids. Gene Ontology annotation, cellular component: growing cell tip; plasma membrane; cell division site.
AUGUCCCGCGUUUUUUGCAUCCCUGGCAUUCUUUUCCUAGUCUGUGCUCUUGUCUUGAGUUUCCUCGUGUCAAUCUCCCUUCCUUACCUGCCAGCCCUUGACAUCGUGCGCGUUCACUUUGCAUCUGGCGCUUUGCAAGACGGCGGCAGUGCACAAGGUAUACAAGAGCUCCGCUUUGGUGUUUGGACCGCCUGCUACGAUGAUACCCAUGGCGAUCGCACAUGUCUCCCAACACGUCACGGUUAUUCGGUUCCAAUCACUAAUCAAGAAAAGACUCGUAGCGUCAAUAUUGGAUCAUCUUGGACUCGUGGUCUUGCCGUACACCCAGUUGCCACUGCCGUGACCUUCAUUGCGCUUAUCCUUUCGCUGUCGACACACAUUACCGUGACGUUAAUAGCUUCCUUGGUGGCGUUCCUCGCUGCCCUGCUGACCCUCAUUGCCUUCGCUAUCGAUAUUGCACUCCUCGUUUUUGUCCGCCAUGAGAUGGGCAACCUGCUCAUCGGUGCCCAUACCAUCACUGGUCCAGGUUUCUGGUUGACAUUCGCAUCUUUCAUUCUCCUCCUUCUGGCAGGAUGCACCGUUUGCUUCGGACGUCGCAGGGACCGCAUGUCAGGCGCCAGCACGAGCACACGCACCCCGAGAGCCAAGACUGGUCCCUUCUGGCGCAGAAAAAACAAGGCUUGA